Molecule: messenger RNA, 2016 nt
Organism: Sphenostylis stenocarpa
Lineage: Eukaryota; Viridiplantae; Streptophyta; Magnoliopsida; Fabales; Fabaceae
Source: the annotation of a GenBank genome assembly
AUGACAGAGACUGCUCAUGGGGAACAAGGAGAAAAGAUACAUGGGUAUAUAGACCCAGAUUUAAACACUCCUAAUACUGAACAUAUGAAGUGUAUUGUUCCUGACAGUUUUGAAUAUAGUCAAUGCGAUGAUUAUAAAACCAAUCAGGAAAUCUUAUCUUCUGAUCUUGCUGAAGCUGGUAGAUUUAGUUUCAAUAUAGAAAUGUGUUCUCAACAGCUUCUUGGUCAUGACUUGCCAAACAUAACAUCUACAAGCCAUGCUUUAGGGAUGGACUUUAAAGACAAUCCUCAUAAUUUUGAUGUAUGCAUUUCUGAAUCUGUUCUAGAUGACAUGUCUCCUAAGGAUCAGGUUAAUUCUGAAAGAAGAGAUAAUGACUGCUUGAAUGUGAAUGAAAAUCCUGCACAUGCUAGUCUCAGUUCUGCGCAAAAAGACUUAUCAACUGCUCAGAAUUUUACUCGAGGUGUUAGGGAUGCAUUCUCAGGUGACAAGUUUAAACAUGUUACUCCUCAAAUUAAGAAAGACACUUUACGAUCCUCAGAGACCAUUCCAAUGGACAAUUCAAAUGAUAAACCAUGUGGACCAGAUGAUAAUGCAGGUUUAUGUGUUGAAGCACCUCAAACUUGUAGUGAUGUUCUGAUUGGACAUAACCUAGUGGAAAGAAGCCUAACAUCAUCUCAGAAUCCAGCCCUGUUUGCCGAAGAAAAUAAGUGCUUUGAUUCGAAGGAGGCUCAAUUAAUUUCAGAGCCUUUGGCCCUGCAAAACCAGGAGCUCAAGAAUAAUCUGGGCAGCAGUGUUAAGUUUGUGGGACGUUACUUGCAUCCAAUGCCUGUUUCAUCAUUAUUUUUAAGCACAAGAGAGGAUAAAAUCCAUGUUUGUGUACUAUGUGGUCAUCCGACAGGUCAGUCCAGGACCUUGUUUAGUUACAAGGUAGGUAUUACUGAACCAACUCUAGGAUGCCCUUCUGUCAUGGCUCACAGCACAAUACUGUUACCUGAUCCAAAACAUAACUUCGUAAAAGAAAUUAUAGUGGAGAGAUCUGGGGUGCAGUUGACUCCUGGUGGACAGUAUAUUGUCUUAAUAGGCAGCAUAAAGACCCCCAAUUGCAGGGAAGGAAAAAUUGAUUGUUCUUGCUCAACAUGUUCAUCAGUCGUCUAUGAGAAGAAUGCAUUGAAGAUUGUCCAAGUAGAACAUGGUUAUGUAUCAGUUGUAGCAACAUUGGAAACGGUUGACAAUGUGCAUUGUAUAUUGGUUUGUGAACCUAACCGACUUGUUUCUGUAGGAGAAAGUGGGAAACUGCAGGUGUGGAUCAUGAAUUCAAAAUGGAGUGAAAAAACAGAUAAUUUCAUUAUUCCAGCUGAUGGCUCUGCAUCUCCUGGCAUUGUGGAGUUGAAGAAGGUUCCGAAGUGUACUCAUUUGGUGGUUGGUCAUAAUAGCUACGGGGAAUUUAGUUUAUGGGAUAUUACGAAGUGUAAUUGUGUUACAAGAUUUUCUGCUUUCAAAAGUUCAAUAAAUGAGUUCAUUCCAAUAAGCUUGCUCCAGUGGCAAUCAAAAGACUCGGAAUUCAGAUAUGCUAGCAUAGAAGAGCUGGCUGAUAAACUUUUAGAAGCAACAAAGUCGAGGUACUCAGAGAAAAGAGAGACCUGUUGGUUUUCACCAAUGGAGGAAGAUGUUGCGAUGUGGCUUUUUGUCUCGACAUCAAGUAGUUAUGAUAUACACACGACUAGAAGUUGGAGGCUUGGUCUUGUAAUGAAAAAUAGCAUAAAUUUUGGAAGUCCCUUGGAUCUAAGGCCAUCUGGUAUUGGUGUUUCUUGUGGUUAUGGAAUCAUCGGUUCAAGUGAUGGAGUGGUGUAUAUGUGGGAGCUGUCUAAAGGAACCAAGCUUCAUACUCUGCAUCAUUUCCAAGAUGGCAAUCUCGCGUGUGUUGCUACCGAUGACCCUAGAGGUGCCUUGGGAGUGGCUGGUGGUGGAGGCCAAUUGUUGCUUUAUCUACACCUUCCUGAGCUAGAUUCAAACUAA